AUGACUGCAAGACUUGUUGGUCCACAAGAGCCCCUAAUGGCAACCGUUAAACGACGAAAGCUAGCUUGGUUUGGACACGUCACCAGCAACUUUACCAGAUUAAACCCUGAGGUGCAGCAGACUAACAACAGGCACCCCCUCUCAGCUGGUACCAAGCUGUCAAUCACCUUGAGACAUCUGGCCACUGGGGACAACUACAGAUCACUGGCAUAUGGAUUCAGAUGUGGUAUCUCCACCAUAUCAGAGCGGAUUCCAGAAGUGUGCACAGCCACUGUACAGUUGUAUAAAGAUGAGGUUUUCAACGCACCUAUAACCACUGAAGCACGGAGACACCUUUCCCAUCAGUUUGAACAGAGGUGGAAUGUCCCCCAUUCAUUUGGUACCUUUGAUGGAAAGCACAUUGCCAUCAAGAAGCAAGCAAACACAGGCAGUUUCUACCGCAACUACAAGGGGUUCUUCUCCAUACCAAUGCUGGCCCUUGUAGAUGCAGAAUACAAGUUCAUCUGGAUUGAGCUGGGAAGUUAA
Dreissena polymorpha is the source of this 525-nucleotide messenger RNA. RefSeq lists its product as uncharacterized. The transcript has 2 exons. The coding region runs from base 1 to 525 and encodes 174 amino acids. The record is from RefSeq and is a predicted model, not a curated record. Lineage: Eukaryota; Metazoa; Mollusca; Bivalvia; Myida; Dreissenidae.